Ylistrum balloti is the source of this 506-nucleotide messenger RNA. RefSeq names its product small ribosomal subunit protein uS12. Gene Ontology annotation, molecular function: structural constituent of ribosome. The transcript has 4 exons. Gene Ontology annotation, biological process: translation. Lineage: Eukaryota; Metazoa; Mollusca; Bivalvia; Pectinida; Pectinidae. Bases 30 to 458 code for a protein of 142 amino acids. Gene Ontology annotation, cellular component: ribosome; cytosolic small ribosomal subunit. The record is from RefSeq and is a predicted model, not a curated record.
AUCGGCCUUUUUCACGAAUAUCCGCCAUCAUGGGAAAACCAAGGGGACUGAGGACAGCUCGUAAACUGAAGAAUCAUCGCCGUGACCAGAAGUGGCACGAUAAUGACUACAAGAAGGCCCAUUUGCCCUCAAGAUGGGUAAAGCCCUUCCAGGGUUCAUCCCACGCUAAAGGAAUUGUCCUUGAGAAAGUUGGUGUAGAAGCUAAGCAGCCCAACUCUGCUAUCAGGAAGUGUGUCCGUGUCCAACUGAUCAAAAACGGAAAGAAGAUCACUGCUUUUGUACCCAACGAUGGCUGUCUCAACUAUGUUGAGGAAAAUGACGAAGUAUUAGUCGCUGGAUUUGGUCGUAAAGGUCACGCUGUUGGUGAUAUUCCUGGUGUACGUUUCAAGAUUGUUAAAGUCGCAAACGUUUCACUGCUUGCUCUUUUCAAGGGCAAGAAGGAAAGGCCAAGGUCUUAAGUCUAUUUACUUCAUGUACAGAGACAAAUAAAAAAAAAGAAAAACCAA